UAUGUUCCGGUCAAGGGCGACCACGUAAUAGGAAUCGUGACGGCCAAAGCGGGAGACGUGUUUAAGCUGGACGUCGGCGGGAGCCAGCAGGCGUCGCUGUCCUACUUGGCCUUUGAAGGCGCCACGAAGAGGAACAGGCCGAACGUGCAGGUGGGAGAUCUUAUUUAUGGUCAGUUCCUUGUAGCAAAUAAAGACAUGGAACCAGAAAUGGUCUGUAUAGACAGCAGUGGAAGAUCAAGUGGGAUGGGAAUCAUUGGACAAGAUGGCUUCCUCUUUAAAGUUUCCUUAGGUCUAAUAAGAAAACUCUUGGCUCCCAAAUGUGAAAUAAUUCAGGAGUUGUCACAAUUGUACCCAUUUGAGCUGGUACUGGGAAUGAAUGGAAGAAUAUGGGUAAAAGCAAAAACAGUUCAACAGACUUUAAUUAUAGUAAAUAUUUUGGAAGCCUGUGAAUAUAUGACUGUAGAACAGAGAAAACAAGCGCUUGCAAAAUUGUCAGGGAAUUGAUAAGAGAAAACCUUGAGGAAUUGUUUGAGAAGACUGUGGGGUGUUUUGGUUAUAUUUGUAUUCAGAUUUAUAUUAAAAGCCAUUUUUUAAAU
Molecule: messenger RNA, 596 nt
Organism: Leptosomus discolor (cuckoo roller)
Lineage: Eukaryota; Metazoa; Chordata; Aves; Leptosomiformes; Leptosomidae
Source: RefSeq, a predicted model, not a curated record